GUUAAAAUGAUGUUUUUCAGAGAAAUUUUUGGCACGGAUAGUAUUCACUUAGUGAAUGGUUUCUGUCGUUUAUUCAUAAUCUGAUGUCGAUUGUAAUCUUGGAGUUUAAAUGUUAAAUUCUCAACAGCUUAAGAGACCCACGUAUAGCCCGAGAGCGGGCUCACGUUGGAGCAAAAGUGCGCGCGGCGUAGCCUGCUCGUAGGCUAACCUAUGUACCGUACAACUGGCUGACGAGUAAGUUUUACAGACCAGUCCGAAAGAUUAUCGAUUGGUACCGAACUUCACUUGAUUCUUGACAGCGAAUUAGUCUAAAACAGGUGCCCCCGCAGGUGGCAAUGGAACGAAAACGUCUUGUUUUCCUUCUACGGGUGUAUCUACUGCGCUAUAAACCUGUUUUUCAAGGGCGUAUGAAACUCUUCCCUGGUAGCACUUAUAAACGUGUGGUUAUCGUUCCGCCUGAACGAACCCGUGUUACACACUCGCCGAAGUACCAAAGACAGCGACCAGGAAAGAAAUUUUUUAAAAUGCGAAAUCCUCUAAAGAAUUUCUGGGUAAUUCCGUGGUACGUAUUGUAAAGAGUCGUUUAUUUCGUUUGGAUAUGGCAUCUGUGGAGGUCGAAAAACUAUCAGAGCAUCUUCUCAAGUGCCCAAUUUGCCUGGAAACCUACACGACGCCUAAGGUUCUUCCUUGCCUGCACACGUUUUGCCAACAUUGUUUACAAGGACUAAUCAACAGUGGAGAAAACACCAUUAUAUGUCCUACGUGUCGAUGCGAGGUUUCCGUGCCCAAAGAUGGCGUCGGUGCACUAUCGACCAACUUCUUCAUCAACAACAUGCUGGACUUUCUUUCGGUUGCGAAGAGUAACUCGAACCCAGUUGUUUGCACAAACUGCGAGGAACAAAACAGGGCGACAUCCAGAUGUAUCGAAUGCAUGGAGUUCCUGUGUUCGCAGUGCGUGGCAGCACAUCGCAGGACUCGAAUGACUAAAGAACAUGAAGUUAUUGCCUUAGGUGACUUGCAAGCGCAAAAAGAAGUCCAGGAGAAGCUUCACAGGCCUCUGUUGUGCGCCGUCCACGAGCGCGAUGUGUUGAAGUACUUCUGCGAAACCUGUGAUGAGCCUGUUUGCCGCGAGUGCCUGAUUAUCGAUCAUCGAGAGCAUCAUUAUGGUUACUUGAAAGAUGUGGAUAAGAGACAUCGCUCCGAG
This is a messenger RNA of Orbicella faveolata, 1204 nucleotides long. Its product is annotated as E3 ubiquitin-protein ligase TRIM45-like. Lineage: Eukaryota; Metazoa; Cnidaria; Anthozoa; Scleractinia; Merulinidae. The record is from RefSeq and is a predicted model, not a curated record. Gene Ontology annotation, molecular function: zinc ion binding; protein binding.